This is a messenger RNA of Carassius carassius (crucian carp), 1687 nucleotides long. Its product is annotated as beta-2 adrenergic receptor-like. Bases 45 to 1259 code for a protein of 404 amino acids. Gene Ontology annotation, biological process: norepinephrine-epinephrine-mediated vasodilation involved in regulation of systemic arterial blood pressure; adenylate cyclase-activating adrenergic receptor signaling pathway. The transcript has 2 exons. Gene Ontology annotation, cellular component: membrane. Lineage: Eukaryota; Metazoa; Chordata; Actinopteri; Cypriniformes; Cyprinidae. Gene Ontology annotation, molecular function: epinephrine binding; beta3-adrenergic receptor activity; norepinephrine binding. The record is from RefSeq and is a predicted model, not a curated record.
AUCCUUUGUCCAUUUCUCUUUUUUCCUGAAAGAUUCCUUUCAGGAUGAGCACCAACAGCUCCAGCCUGGUUUAUGAUGCAAAGCCCUUGCUCAUUCUUCCUCUGGUGCUGGUCAUCUUCCUCACGGUGAUUGGGAACCUGCUGGUCAUCCUGGCUAUCAUUUGCACUCCUCUGCUCCACACCACUACCAACGUCUUCAUCAUCUCCCUGGCCUUCGCUGAUCUCAUCAUGGGUUGUGUGGUCCAGCCUGUGGGCGCCAGUAUGGUGGUCAGCGGGAAAUGGCUUUUAGGCGACAAGUUUUGUGACUUUUGGACGUCCGUGGAUGUGCUUUUCGUCACGGCCAGCAUAGAGACGUUAUGUGUCAUCGCCGUUGAGCGCUAUGUUGCGAUCACAAGACCUUUUAAGCAUCGGGUCCUCCUUGGGAAGCGCAGAGCUGGCUAUAUCGUCUGCACGGUGUGGAUGGUGGCAUCCCUAGUUUCCUUCGUGCCAAUCAUGAACCAUUAUUCUCGUGCUGAUUACGAGGAGGCAAAAAUAUGUUACAAUAAAUCAGAAUGCUGCGAUUUCCAUACGAAUAGGCCCUACACCAUCUUCUCCUCAGUGGUGUCCUUCUAUGUGCCGCUUGUUAUUAUGGUGUUUGUGUACGGGAAGGUGUUUGUCAUCGCGAACAGACAGUUGAAACUCAUCAAUAAGAAUAGACUCCGCUUUCUGAGCACAUGCACAGAAGACUCUUGUGAAAGUCCGGGUGAAACAGUGCAUGAUUUAAACCAGAGGUCAACGAGGCAUGUUGUGAAAGAACACAAGGCGCUCAAGACGCUGGGGAUUAUUAUGGGCACCUUCAUUCUCUGUUGGCUGCCCUUCUUUUUCUUCAAUAUCAUCAAGGUUUUUAAACCUCUACUGCUACCACAGAAUGUGUUCCUCUUGUUGAACUGGCUCGGCUACACCAAUUCGGGCCUGAACCCUAUCAUCUACUGCCACAGUCCUGAGUACCGCACUGCCUUCCUCACUCUUUUAGGGUACAAAAAACUCAAGCAGUUAAAUUGCAACAAAGUGCACAAACAUCUAUGGACUGUCAGCUCAUGCAUCCAAAGCAACGGUUCUGUAAAAAUGGAUCACUUAGGUCAUGAAGAUCCAUUUGCAAAGGGUGGGAACAGUUGCUCUGACACGUGUACAGAUUUCAAAGAGGAAGAGAUUGAAGCUCAGCCUCAAAGUGACUCAAAUGUGGCAAGGAUCAAUGUAGAAGAGAUGUUAAAGGGCCACUGAAGAUGGGAAACAGAUCAUACGGUAUGCUUUUCAAGAGAAUUAACUGUACUCGAGCAUCAUGCUUUUCAACUGCACCUUGACUGUAUUACAUUUAAACCAUGUGUAAAGAAAAAAACAGCCAAAUCCUUAUAGAGCAGCAAAGCUGAAAAAUUAUAUCGAGAAAAAACCAUGACACAAAAAUACGAUUACUUUCUGACAGCUUUUUGAACUUUGAACAGAGUGAAAUUGGAAACUGAAGUCCUAAACUGUCAUCUCUUUACCUCACAAACCAUCCAAAAAUAAAUCUGUUGUGUGGACAUUUAUUUAUUUUUUUCUUUCCAGUUCAGUCACUACCCAGAGAUGAAAUAAAAUGCAUUAAAUUCUGAAAAAACAAAGUCUAAUUUAAGAAAUAAAUAUUUCGUGCUAGACAAAUAUUCAGAAUCGCAAUA